Molecule: messenger RNA, 2055 nt
Organism: Suillus clintonianus
Lineage: Eukaryota; Fungi; Basidiomycota; Agaricomycetes; Boletales; Suillaceae
Product: cora-like Mg2+ transporter protein-domain-containing protein
Exons: 11
Coding region: 167-1861 (564 amino acids)
Biological process (GO): metal ion transport; transmembrane transport
Cellular component (GO): membrane
Molecular function (GO): magnesium ion transmembrane transporter activity; cobalt ion transmembrane transporter activity; magnesium ion binding
Source: RefSeq, a predicted model, not a curated record
CACACCCCAUCAUUAACCGAGAGAGCGGACAGCGAGAUGUGACCUGAAUCCGUUUAUUGAAUGACGGUACCUAUCACUGUACGUAACGAGUAGUCUUGACAAGGAACUCACCGGCGCGCCGCAGCUGCUCAGCGUCUUUACAUCUUUUUCUCCUCACCUUUACCCCAUGUCCUCUACUCGUGCUCCGAGCCGCCUCCCACUGACUACCCUGAGUCACUGGGCCAAUAGUGGUCAUGUAAAUCCGGGAACUCCAACACACAGCAGUAAGCCUCCCAAAACACCUGCACCAAUAUAUCGACAUGCUGCCCCGUCUGGACCUUGGCCAUGGAUGGACCUCGAGUCCGACACUACUUUAGAGACGGAACCUGUUUCCCCACUGUCAAGACGGUCGGCGGAACAAUGGAAGUGGAGGGAAUAUCCUCAAUGUUUAUUCGGGAACUGGGUCGCCGAUCGAGUUGCACGGUGUAAGAUGGUCGAAAAUUGUUCCAAGGAUCCUCGAGAAAAAUGCAAGAUCUAUUGUGUCGAUGUGCUUGAAACAGGAAUAUUCAAGGCUCAGGAUACCAAUCCACCCAUUGAUGUCGAUGAACACGCUUUUAGUUUAAGUCAACUUUGGAAUCAUUUACAGAUCGAGUCGACAGGACUCCGUCUCAGGGUAUUGCUUGUCGACAAUAUGAAGCACCCCGUACUUCAGAUGCUGGGCACAAGGUACAACAUCGAACCAUUCUUUUUCACGUCUUCAUCAAACUGGAUCCCUUCUCGAUACCAAGAAGAAGUUGUCAAGAAAAAAGGUGAUCACAUUACGGUUACGCUUUUGUUCGUACGCACUGUACCAUGGGAGAUGUCUGCAGCGUCCUCGCAAAACAAGCACAUUUCCGACAGUGAGAGGGCUAUAGACACGCAAGAGUCACUUCGUCUUCGCUCUGUCCGCUCGUCAGCGGAAAAGUACCUUCUUCAAGAUCUGCUUGCUCUGCACAUGAUAAGAACAUCUGACUCCAGUGGCAGUACUAUCAUAUCUUACCACCCAAGUGCUCAGUGGAAACGGACAACCGGAGAGCGAUUGAAAAAUCUGGUCCACAAAGUGGGAGAGAGCGUGUAUUGGCAAAAGAUAUUCGAACAGUCUAAAGAUCCAACAUUUGUCUUCUUGGCUAUCCUUUGGUAUGCGCUUUAUGCCUGGGACGAAUCCUUGGACCAUCUGUACACCCACAUGAACUGGCUGGAAACAAACGUGCUAUUGACGAACGAUAGCCACCUCACGACUGAGUUGCACACUAUCCAGGCUCAACUCCUCCAUUAUGCUUCACUUCUCGAGGAUUUCCGAAAAUCUGUGAAUUUUGUCAGGAACACACCGAGUCCUGUUUUGGAGUCCCGCGAAUUCACUGAUCAGUCCCGAAGGGACACGAAUAAACUGAUGCGAAAGGAAUGCGACAAUCUCCUUUCGGAAAUUGAUAGGCUGGGCUUUCAGUUGAAAAAUAUCACUGACCUGGCUAAAGCGACCGUGAACUUUGUUGACAGUCGACGGAUGCAAGAUCUGACAACAGCAACAGUCCGUGAUUCGGCUGCUAUGAAACAGAUUUCCUACCUGACAAUGAUUUUCCUCCCUGCGAGCUUCAUCGCGUCGGUAUUUGGAAUGAAUGUCAGGGAAAUUAUCGGCGGUGCCACGGAAACCCUGGCCCAUUAUGCGGUGGUUUCUGUUACAUUUACCGUGUUCACUGCGUGGUUCGUAGUCGCAUUCCAAUCCCACUCACCGUUCCACGAGCCAGGAGUUGGGUUUUGGCGGCGGCUUGCAUGGCCGUUUACAUACGUUAUGAGACCCACAGGCCUGCGGCAAUCGCUCAGAAGCCAGCCCGCUGGAGCUAUGUAGGCAGACUUUAACACUUGGACACCUUUUCCCCUCUAUAUCAACUCACGGCAAUGUACGGUGGCUUAACGAUUACGAUUACGGGACGAAACCUUGGUUUUUUUAGAUCUAGACUUGACGAUUGCUUUCUUUCACGACUUAAUACAUGUUUAUGCAGAUAUACGCAGUUUAGCUCCAAUUUUACGCUUUUCACGUUU